CACACCAAUGACGAGAUUUUUAAAAUAUGUUUAACUGUAAAGUAUUUCCUCUGGGGUUAAGAUAUUAAACUAUGUUCAAACAAGAGUCUAAUAUAAAAUUAAGUAACGGUAAAUGUAUUUUUAAUUUGUCGUUGCUAGUUAUAACUGCCACCUACCGGAUGUUCGGGUGUAUUUAAUGGUUGCCACGUUGCCGUAGACAACAGUCUCACUAGAAGGAUGUAAUGUAGUUCACAUCCCGCACACAGUCGGCGGUGCAGGGCAGACUACUUGGAGCUGCCAAUAAAACACACACCUGCGCGUCAGGUUUGUAUUAGGUGGAGUCCUCCCUCUCCUCACCGCGGCUGGAAAAUGUUGACUGACAUGAUUUUGGAAGAAGAUUUUGACAGGCAUGGAGAGCUUUGGUACGAACCGCAGGACCUUGAACACGAUCUCCAUUUGGCAGCAGCGUUGGGAAAAACGCUCCUAGACCGGAACCAUGAGUUGGAGCAAGCCCUGCAGCAGAUGUACUCCACCAACCAGGAGCAGCUGCAGGAGAUCGAGUACCUAACCAAGCAGGUGGACCUGCUGCGCCAGGUGAAUGACCAGCAUGCCAGAGUGUACGAGCAGUUAGACACAGCCGCCAGAGAUCUGGAACAAGACAAUCGGAGACUCAUGCAGGACAACCGGCUGUCCCAGCAGAAGAUCCACAGUCUGACAGAGGCAGUCGAGGGACUACAGACCUACAUGGAGGACCUGCAGACUCAGGUGGAGGAUCUAAAGACGGCCAAGGCAGAGCGAAAGAAAAGAGAGGCAGCAGAGCAGAGACGCAUCCACGGAGCACAGAGCAUGUCCUGUAUCAAAGAGCUGUAUGACCUACACCAAGACAGGUACCUCACCCAAGACAGCAUUUGGACCGAUAGACUGUGGUCACAUCAUGGCUCCCUCCAUGACCGAGACAGACGCGAAGACCCAGAGGAGGAGAACACUGCUCUCCAGCGCUCCAUCCAGACCCUUCAGAGCCAGAUAGCUGCAGAGCGGAGCCGCAGGGAGGCUGCAGAGCGGGAGAGCGAGCUGAUGACAAGUGAGAACCAAGGUCUGGAGCAGCGGCUGAGCGUGCUGACCGGCUGUCGGGCCAAACAGAAGGAACUGGAGGCCGAAGUGGAGCAGCUAAGGCUUCUGUGGCGGGCUGACUGCGCCAACAGUGUCAGAAGACCGGAGCAGCUGCUGUUGCCCGACACAGUAUUCUUUGGCUCAGAAGAAAGACCCAGAUCGUGGCAGGAUGAGAUGGAUGAGAAGGCAGAGAAGGACGAGAAGCCGAGGAAACCAAACAGACAAAGAUGUAACAGCGAUGGUUCUUUUAGAGCAACCAACCCCGAGGAGAUUCGCCGUGGUCAUGAGCAGUUGUGUAUAAGGCGAGCAGAGGCGGUGAAACAGAGAGGCAUCUCUCUGCUCAAUGAGGUGGAUGCACAGUACAGCGCACUGCAGGUGAAAUAUGAUGAGCUGCUGCGAAGGUGUCAACAUACAACAGACGGCCUCAGCAAUAAAGCAGUCCAGACGUCCACCAGUCCCUUAGUGAGCAGCAAGACCCGCAGCCGCGUGUCAAGUUCUUCUACCCUGUGUGAAGUGACACUGGUUCUGGAGGAAGGCCAGCAGCCUGAGUACAGAGCUCUCUUCAACGAGAUUUUCACCUGCAUUAAGAAGACCAAAGAAGACCUCAGCGAGAACAGACGUCCGGUGAAGAACGGCAAGAGCCAGGGCAAUGCUAAAUAAUCAAACUAUUCCUCAUAUUGGGACUGUUUGUGUCUGCUCUGGUAUAGGAAGAGCUUUGGGGUUGCUCCUCUAGAGAAAAAUAGAUAGAAUGCAGACGUUACGAUCCGAUCCAAUCAGUCCCUGCACGUCCCAGACACGCUGCAAUCUGCCUUUUUUUUAAACCUUUUCCUUUGUUAGUGAACACUGUUGUUUUUAUAACAUCCUCCUCCUUUAAAAAAUUAAGUGUUAUACAACACCAUGCUUAAGCUGCAGCUAUAUUAAGUAAAGUGAGAAUGUAUUCCAAAGUUAAUGAAUAAACUUACACAAGUCUACAUGGAUGUUAAAAACUUGUUGUGUUACAAGGUAUUUAUUUCAGCCUAAAAUGUUCCUGCAGGUCCUCGGCUUGUAAAAAGUACAUUUCCGUGUAGCUUGAUCUCUAAAUCUUAAAGUGUUACUCCAACAGUGUUCAGUGUUUACGUAAUAUAAAUCCUGUAAACACUUGAUCUGAUAGGUGCUUUGAAAAGAAAUACACAUGUUGAAUUGUUUGUGUGGUGAUAAAAGUUGUUAUGUAUGACUUAUGUUGCUAAUGUUGGAAUGUUGUAAUAGGAUGAGAAACUGUGGCUAUGCAGCACCUAAAGAGUUUAUGGUAAUUAGCUUAACAGCUACUGUGAGUUGGUUUGUGUAAGUUGGAAAUAGUUGGGGGUUAUUGGCUUGUUAUCAGAAAGAAAUCAGGUGAAAACUGGAAAACUGUUCUUUAAAGUAUUUUGAUAAAUGUGAUUUUGUUCUUAUUCAGCUUCAGACAAGUCACUAUGCCAGAGGGACACAAAACCGCUCUGCACUUUUUAUGGAUGAAUCACACUUUCUGUUCUAUUUAUUGUUUUUAAAUAAGAGAAAAUUACAUUAUAUCUAUUUUCUUUGUUGUUUAAUAUUAAUAGCAUAUUUAGGUCAGCUGUGAAUGACUGGGAUUAAAGGUAAAUGUACACUGAGAAACUCAUUUCUGUGGUUGUGGAGUUGUAUGGCACAGGUGAUUGAAAAUAGAAAUGCAUUGUAAAAAAUGAAAAGCACAAAAUAAAUAUUCCAAUCUUUCAUGAA
Messenger RNA from Notolabrus celidotus (New Zealand spotty), 2820 nucleotides. RefSeq names its product cerebellar degeneration-related protein 2a (gene cdr2a). Bases 349 to 1749 code for a protein of 466 amino acids. The transcript has 7 exons. The record is from RefSeq and is a predicted model, not a curated record. NCBI's taxonomy places the organism in Eukaryota, Metazoa, Chordata, Actinopteri, Labriformes, Labridae.